AAAAAAUCAGCUAUUGAUUACUAACAUGUGGUUAAAAUUGGAGUGGAACGACGUCAACCUCAGGUGGAACGACAGUGACUAUGGUGGUGUAAAGGAUUUGAGAAUACCACCGCAUAAGAUAUGGAAACCAGAUAUGCUCAUGUAUAAUAGCGCUGAUGAAGGUUUCGACGGCACGUACGCAACCAACGUGGUGGUCAACAGCAAUGGUAGCUGUGUGUUCAUACCACCGGGGAUAUUCAAGAGCACGUGCAAGAUCGAUAUUACGUGGUUCCCCUUCGAUGAUCAAAAAUGUGAUAUGAAAUUUGGCAGCUGGACAUACGACGGAUUUCAGCUUGACCUUCAACUCCAAGAUGAUCACGGAGGAGACAUCAGUGGUUUUAUUACUAACGGUGAAUGGGACCUGCUUGGCGUUCCCGGAAAGCGCAAUGUGAUCUACUACAGUUGCUGCCCCGAACCGUACAUAGACAUAACGUUUUCCAUCCUAAUUAGAAGGCGCACCUUGUAUUACUUUUUCAACCUGAUAGUCCCGUGCGUGUUGAUUGCGUCUAUGGCAGUACUAGGAUUUACUCUCCCGCCGGACUGUGGCGAAAAACUAUCUCUAGGAGUUACGGUUUUGCUAUCGCUUACAUUCUUCCUAAAUAUGGUGUGCGAAACAAUGCCACCUGCCUCUGAGUUACCACUGAUAGGUACUUAUUUCAACUGUAUCAUGUUUAUGGUUGCAUCGUCAGUCGUGUCCACAAUCAUGAUUCUGAAUUAUCAUCACCGUAAUGCGGACACUCACGUCAUGUCCAAAUGGGUGAAACUCAUGUUCCUGGUGUGGAUGCCGUGCUUGUUGUGCAUGAGCCGACCUGCCCGUGACGAGCAACCCACCAACGGGGGGAACAAGUCGUCGGAUUCCAAGAACAAGUCGGCGGCGUCGUCCAUCCACCACCUGCCCGACCUGGAAUUCCGAGCCAAGUCGUCCAGGAGCCUGCUAGCCAACGUGCUCGACCUGGACGACGACCUGCGCUCGUCCACCCGGAGCUACCCGGGCACCCGAAGCCAAGUAGCUCCGAUGCCCGAGCACGUGAUGGUCGAACAGCAACAGCACACGAUGUUGACCGGCGGCGGCGGAUCGGCGUCGGCGGUGGCCGCGGCCUCGUGUCUGGGGCCACACCGUGAGCUGUCGCUCAUCCUCAAGGAGCUCCGGGUUAUCACCGACAAACUACGCAAAGACGAGGAGGACGAGGAGAUCACCAACGAUUGGAAGUUCGCGGCCAUGGUGGUCGACCGCAUGUGCCUGUACAUAUUCACCUUCUUCACUGUGGCCGCUACCAUAGCAGUACUCAUGUCCGCGCCGCAUGUCAUCGUCACGUGAUCGCACCACCGACAUCAUCGACUCCGGUCCGGCUUCUAUAAUAUAUAUAUAGAUUUUGUUAUAUAUUACAAUAUAAAAUGGUUGCGACGAAGCAGCCAUAAUAUAUUAUAUGACGACCACAUUAUGGUAGUCACAUCUGCAUAACACGCGGAAAAGUGACAUGUAGGAAUCGGUGUGGUACCGUUCUAAAUAUUUAUAAUAUAUUAUACGCAGAUAACUAUAAUAUUAUUAAAUACUCUUCCUAAUAUCUAAAGUUAUUAUAAUUAUUAUAAUUUUUUUUUUCUUAAAACUACUUCUUUUCUAACGAUGAUUAACUAAAGUAUAUAUAUAUAUAUAUAUGUUUACUAUAUGUAAUAAUAAUAUAUAUAUGUAUAUAUGUAUAUUACUCUAGCCCUGCUCCUAGAAACGAAUUAAUAAACGCAUAUUAUUGACGUUUAAACCUGUUCCAUGGAAUAUUGAACAAGACACGUCAAAAAUAUUGUUAUUUACAUCAAUAAUAUAUCCAAGCAAAUAAUAUUUUAUAUGAGAAACUAAAAUAGACAUAUUUAUAUUAUAAUUUAACAAACUAUCAUUGAAUUUACUACAAAGUUGGUCCCCUGUAUACCUACGUAUUUAGUGUACGAUAUUGUCAUAUUUUUAAAACAUAUUUGUUAAUUUUUUGCGUAUUUUCAUAACACCGCGGGAAGAGUAAUAGUUGAAUUUUAAGUAGACAUACUGCCAUACGAAUAUAAUAUUUAUUCGUUUAUUCAUAUUUUUCGUAUUGUUUAUGGAAUWAGGGCUCUCAUCGAAAAAAAAAUAUUUAUACCUAUUCGAUAUCGGAAGUCCCAUAAUAAUAUUAUAAACAUUCUAGAAUCGAUAAAUUUUUGCAUUGUCACAGCGUCGUAAAACUCACAACAUGUCAUGACGCUAUUAAGUUUUAAAAACCGAUAAUUAUUGUUAUAUUACAUAACUGGACAUCGAGAUACGAUAUUAUAAAAGUGUCUAUUGCUAAUUAACCAAAUAAAUAGUUUAAACUAAAGUUUUUAUUUAGCUUACUAUAGUAGUGAUAUUGUAUUUUCACAUAAAUGCACUUAUUUCAAAUUACCUAACUUCUAUUGCAUAAUAUUGAUAAUCUUUUUAAUUACUGAUGUUGGGUUCCUUAAUAUUAUUAAUUUAACUACGAAUGGUUUGAAAUACAAUUUCGUUUUUCAGACCAAUGUAAACAAAAUUUGUCUCAAACCGUCGAUAGUAUAUUAUUUACAAUAUAAUUUAUUUAACGUUAAUUUAUCUUCCCAAACAGCACAAAUACGUUUGUUUCGAAAUUCACAGGUUUCGCAACUGCUCUGAAAAUAAAACAUAAUUCAUGUACCAUAAGUCUCCGAGUGACUUGAUUUUAGACUGCCAUUUAUCUUUAGAUGUUUUACCUACAAAGUAUACACUCUACCGAUAUAUUAUACUCUAUCGAUUUUUGGUUUCAAUAAUUAAAAAUUAUUUUAAAUAUUUAUGACGUUGUAAAUUGCUUAGGAACCAUGUGAUCAAUCAUAAAAAUUACUAAUAAUUUUUAUUACAAUAGUUUUUCAUUGGGAAAGUAUUUCAUUGAUAUAGAAAUAUUGCAAUAAAUUAUAAGUCUGAGAUAAUGAAAAAUCAUAUUAUUUUAGCGUUUUCGACGAAUUUAAAUGUCUAUACUAACAAACAUUUUUCAAAAAUAGGAAAUGGAUUUUCCGUCCCGAAAAACGAUCCAAAUGUCAAACUAUGUUUUAUUUCAACUUUGGUAUUUAAUAUUUAUCUUAAAAUAAUGUGCUGAUUAAACGUAAAUAGUAGCUAUAAUUAAUAUUAGUAUAAUUAUUAGAUCAUUAAUAUUUUACUGGAAUACAUGUGUCAAUCACUUAAUUUAUUCCAUUAUCUAUUUCUAURAUAAUUACUAAAAUUACUAUAUAAUAUUAUAAAGUUAUUUGUCAUGACAUCCAAUUUUUGUGUCCUCUUGCUCAAAUUGAUAUAUUUAUAGACUUAAUAUGAUUAUAUUAUUAGCUUAGCUAAAAUAAUUUGCUUUUUAUAUUAAUCAUCUGUGAAGUAAGAAAUAAAUAUAUUUUAUUCAGACACACCUAAAUAUCUAAUACGUAACUAAAUAAACAGAUUAUUAUACUAUCACAUUACAUACAUUGUUUAUGGAUUUGUUAGACAUGUAUUAGAGUACUUAACUGUUUUAUUUUACGUGCACGUUUUGCUGUGACAAUCUUAAAAUUAUAUCAUCGUAACGCCCAACGGUAGAUAUUACAAUUGUAAUACUAAUAAUUAUUAAAAAUAUUAUCAAUAUCAUUAUUAUUAUUAUUAUUAUUAUUAUUAUUAUUAUUAUAAAUACUAGGUAUUAAAAAUGUCUAAUACAUUAAAUGACAAAAUCUUGAGUCGUCUUCCGGUUCAAAUAAAUGUCAUAAAACAAACAAAUAAUUGGAAAAUAUAUAGGUUACAAAUUACUUAAAUUUCAUUUGAUAUAAUAUAUAAAUAUAUAAAUUAUUAUAUACCACAUAUACAAUUUAGUAGAGAUAUCAUAAAAUAGUGAUUUGGAAUUAAUAAAUUUCUUCGAUGAUGUUUCAUGAUUGAUCGUUAACAAACAAAGUGUUAAAUAAAAAAUUCAGCUCAAUUAAUUGCUUUAAUAAAUAAAAUAAAAAUUAUUGUAAAAUAAAAAUACAUAAACUAACGUUUGUUUAGAGCUAUACAUUGU
Messenger RNA from Diuraphis noxia (Russian wheat aphid), 4055 nucleotides. Its product is annotated as neuronal acetylcholine receptor subunit alpha-7-like. Gene Ontology annotation, biological process: monoatomic ion transmembrane transport. NCBI's taxonomy places the organism in Eukaryota, Metazoa, Arthropoda, Insecta, Hemiptera, Aphididae. The record is from RefSeq and is a predicted model, not a curated record. Gene Ontology annotation, cellular component: postsynaptic membrane. Gene Ontology annotation, molecular function: acetylcholine-gated monoatomic cation-selective channel activity; transmembrane signaling receptor activity.